ACCUUGAAGCCUUCACUGUGUUUCAGUCGUGCACUCUUUGCUAACGGACCGUGUAACCACGUUGGUGUAAACAGUCUGUGGUGUAAACAAACAUUGAAUGAGCUUUCAGUUUGCUGGUUUUGGAUUUAUUAGGAGGUAGAUCGCAUUGUUCUGGUCCGGAUGGAGAUCUUCGGAAGCACGUUUGAUGAGUCCAUGUUUUCGACGGCCAGGGACCGGGUCCGGGUCUCUGUUCCUCUGUCCUCCUAUAACGCCAAACUGUGUGAGCCGGAGUGGUUCUGUGACGGUUCUGCUCUGGACACAGACGACCCUCUGGAGAAGCAGAAAGUCUUCAAGUUCCGUGGAGACUUGGCUGUACGACAGGGGAAAUAUCAGAAAGCUUUGGAAGCAUACAGCACCUGCCUGGAGUGGAUCGCUGACAACAACCUGACCAUUAAGAGAGACGUGCUGGAGGGAAUGUCUCGAUGCUGCACCAAACUGGGACAGAGGGAGCGGGCGCUGGACUUGGCUGACUUGCUGGGCAAAGAAGCCUCCAACACCUGUCACCUGAUCAGCCUCCUCCUGCUGAAGGUCAGCAUCUACCAGCAUUUUGGGUACCUGGGAUCAAAGAUGUUGUGUUUGCAGCAGCUGUGCAGCCUGCUGGCCUUUAACCCCUGGCACUGGAACAGCCUGGGUCAGACGUGUCUGCAGCUGCUGGAGAGGAACACAACUACAGGGUUGUGUUGUCCUCAGAGGUGCAAAUCAUCAGAGGAGCAGAAGCCAACAGAGACUGAGGAACAAGUGGAGGAGGCAACAGAGCUUGAAGAGGAUAAAGUCUGGCUGAAAGCCUGCAUGUGUUUCAUCAGAACGAGACUCCUGUUGAGGAUCCUUCGGCAGCAGCAGUCCUCGUUCGUCCUGCAGCGAAGUGAAAGCACUUUACAGACGACGGAUGAGGCGUUACAGCAGCUCAGUCCCAAAGAAACAACCCUGCAAGCUCUCACUGAGGUGAUGUCAGAGGACCUGAUCCCUGAGAAGAUGAGGGAGGACUACCAGGAUGGGGAGAGUCUGCUGGAUGUGUGUGUGCAGAACUUCAGGGAGCGCUGGUGGAACAAGAUCUUACUGACUGGAGUGUUGGAGACUGAUGGCUGUAAACGUCAGACGCAGACAAACUCAAAGUCCUGAGGCUCCAGUGAUGCCUGUUUACAGACUGUAUGACCUGAAAGACAGGUCCAACACAGGUCCAACUCUUAAAACAGAGGUGGACAUUCGGUCCACUCGGCCUUAUUGCCAUGAUUAAUCCCUGCACAUGUGGAUUAAACAUGUCAGGUUAAUCCUGAUCAUCUCACACAAAAGCAUAAAUGACUCUUAAAAAAUGCAACAGACUCUUUAAUAUUCACACGGGGGGAGCUGUGCAGUGAAUGUGGAUGAUCCUUUAUCACCUCAGGCACAGACUCAUCCAUGUUGUAUUCAGCUUUCUAUGAGUUCAAUCAUUUACAGUGAACAGUGAUCGUGCUCUGCUUCCAGACAAAGUCAGAUGUUUUCUAAUCUUUGAAUGUUUUGCUUCAAAUGUAACUAAUGCCUUAAUGUUCAGUAGUUUUAAUAAAAUGAAGACUUUUUUUAAUAAACUCAAGUUCUAAAAUAAAA
Messenger RNA from Notolabrus celidotus (New Zealand spotty), 1620 nucleotides. RefSeq lists its product as uncharacterized. Gene Ontology annotation, molecular function: protein binding. NCBI's taxonomy places the organism in Eukaryota, Metazoa, Chordata, Actinopteri, Labriformes, Labridae. The record is from RefSeq and is a predicted model, not a curated record. The transcript is spliced from 8 exons. Bases 160 to 1158 code for a protein of 332 amino acids.